This is a messenger RNA of Exserohilum turcica Et28A, 1387 nucleotides long. RefSeq lists its product as uncharacterized. The transcript has a single exon. NCBI's taxonomy places the organism in Eukaryota, Fungi, Ascomycota, Dothideomycetes, Pleosporales, Pleosporaceae. The record is from RefSeq and is a predicted model, not a curated record. The coding region runs from base 7 to 1281 and encodes 424 amino acids. Gene Ontology annotation, molecular function: monooxygenase activity; FAD binding.
CAGCCAAUGAACAUCAUCAUACUAGGUGGCGGAAUAGCUGGUCUGACCACCGCUCUUUCUCUCACCAAAUUCGCACCCGCCUCACAAUCGCCAAACAUCACCAUAUAUGAGAUCCGGCCGGAGCCCGCAACGAUUGGCGGUGCUGUAAAUCUGACGCCAAAUGCCCUCCGCCUUCUUUCACAUCUAGGGGCGCUUGACGAGAUCCAUGCCAAGGACUAUGGCGCUGAGUGUCUCGCUGUGGAAGUCUUUGACUUGUACACCAACACAAAGAUUGCCGAAUCUUCCUUUGGAGGCCCGGAAGGCAAAGGCUUGGGGGAUCCGCCGUUUACAGCGCUGAGGAUAACAAGAGGCGAAGCUCUAAAAGGCGUGCUAGCUGCGAUUGAAAAACAAGCAAACAUUCAACUCAUCUGCGGGAAGAAGACUAUCAAGAUUGACGAAGACGACACUGGUGUCAGCAUCGAAUUCGAAGAUGGGGGAAACGCAAGAGCCGACAUUCUCAUAGGCUGCGACGGCAUUCACAGCGUCACACGCCUCAAACACGUCGAGCCCGAGCGCAAGGCCGUGUACAGCGGAAUUUGCAAUGCGUUUGGUUUUGCUCCACGCCGCAAAGACUCUAAUGGUGAUAUGGAACCCGCGCAUUUCCAAGUCACGGGCAUGAACUUUGGCCGCCGUGGCAUGCUCCUAACGUCGUUCCACGACGGCGCCAAAGAAAGCAUCUACGUCGGUGCCCUAAUGCAAGUCCCGGAAAUCGCCGACCGCAACGGGUGGAAAGCCGCUGGCGCCGAUGCACAGAAAACUCGCAACGAAAUGCUAGAGCGCUACUCGGGCGCAGCGAACCCGCAAAUCGCCCACUGGAUCCAAGACGCAGAGGGCCUGUACCUCUGGCCCGUGUUUACGCUGUCCAAGGGCGGCAAGUGGGCGACAGACCGUGUGAUGCUCAUUGGCGACUCGGCACAUGCCAUGCCGCCGCAGGGCGAAUCCACCGGCAUUGUGUUUGAAGACGGCGUCUUGUUCGCGCGGUGUCUGGCCAAGUGGAUGCAGACGAGGCGCGAUGCCCGUGUCCCAGUCAAAGAAGCAUUUGAUGCGUACGAAUCCCUUCGCCGCGCGAGAAUCGACACGGCUUUCGAUGAGAGCCAGAGUGUGGUCAAGACGGUGCAGGAUACGCCGUGGUGGGGCCACAAGAUCAAGAUUAAUAUCGUGCCGUGGUAUUUGUGGUGGACGAGAGCCUAUCGCGAGAAGCAUUUUGUAGAGGAUGUUACUGCGUGUGAUAUUGGGUAUUAAGAGUGAGUGGAGAAGUUUUGUAGCGCUUUGUAAGGGGUGAUAUUUAGCUUUGGUUAGAGUGGAGUUGUGGUAAUUCUGAUAGUAUUUGUCCAGGUGCCAUCGUUCG